UCCCGCGUGAUUUGGCUGGCGGGUGAUUCCUGGUAGUGACGUACGGCUGGCCCGGCUCUCGAUGUGUGGCAGGCAUUCCGUCUGAGGACGGUGGCGUUGGGUUCCUAGUCACCUUACUUCGUUUUUUUUCCGGUAGUUCCGUUGGGUGCUGCGCGGUGCGCACACGGGCACACAGACAGUCUGGCGGUCUCGCGCUGUGUAUCUGUUGUUGGACUCUGUCGGUUGGCGAGUUCCCGAGUGGAAGGAGUUUGUAGUCGCAGCCCUAGGCGUCCGCGUCUCGCCCUUACCGGUCGUCUGUCCUCGGUUCUCCGGAGUCGGUACAGGCACUUUCAAUGAACUGCUCGAUCUCAAAGUUCUGUGCUGAAAGCAGUCCUACAUUUAUGGCGAUUGUGAGUGUGGAAGCGGAAUUCUGCCAGGCCCAGCACGGUGUCUUGGCCAACAAAUAAACUGUAUGCAAGAAACUUCUAGAGAGAGUCUCUGGCUGCUAGAUGCCUGCUCAAUUUUGAAGAAAGGAUCUUUUAUCUGGAAUGUACAAGUCACCAUAUCACUGAAACAGAGCCUUUUUGUAAGCACUUCCAAACUUCUGGGAGCAGUAUAACUUGUGCAUCUUUUGCGACAUUGGAUGCACAGUGGAGUAAAGCAUGAAAUAAAUCCAUCUCUUGGCGUUAGUCUCCCUUCCCCUGUGGAAGAUCACAAUUAACUGAAAACACAGUUAAUAAAGAUCGAUGGUCUACAUCUGAGCCAACAUUUGGAGGAAAAAUUUCCCCUUCAAUUUUUAAUUUUAUUUUGCUGUUCCUAUCUUGGGUACUUUAUUUUUCUGUUUAAUUUGGUUUUCACUUGUCUGACAUCAUGAACCGCCCAGCACCUGUGGAAAUUACUUAUGAGCACAUGAGAUUCUUAAUUACCCACAAUCCAACAAACAGUACACUCAACAAAUUCACAGAGGAACUGAAGAAGUAUGGUGUAAUCACACUGGUGAGAGUAUGUGAUGCAACAUACGAUAAAGCUCCUGUUGAAAAGGAAGGAAUUGAAGUCUUGGACUGGCCUUUUGAUGAUGGAGCACCACCCCCUACUCAGAUAGUUGAUGACUGGCUCAACCUUUUAAAAAACAAAUUCCGUGAAGAGCCAAAGUGUUGCAUUGCAGUACACUGCGUGGCUGGACUUGGAAGGGCUCCUGUUCUGGUGGCUCUCGCUCUGAUUGAGGGAGGUAUGAAGUAUGAAGACGCAGUUCAGUUUAUACGACAAAAGAGACGAGGUGCAUUUAAUUCAAAACAGCUGCUUUACCUUGAGAAGUAUCGUCCUAAAAUGCGCCUUCGCGUAAAAGAUUCUGGCUGCUGCGUUCAGUAGAAGACAGAAUAUGGAACAGUCUGAAUUAUUUGGACUUUUUUGCCUAAAAAUGUGAACAUGAAAUGUAGCUGCAUUGCUGUGAUGGUUUACAGACUGAACUGCCACAUCUUGGAGCUAAAAUAAAAUUGUUUUGCUAAUGUGA
Molecule: messenger RNA, 1489 nt
Organism: Protopterus annectens (West African lungfish)
Lineage: Eukaryota; Metazoa; Chordata; Ceratodontiformes; Protopteridae
Gene: PTP4A2
Product: protein tyrosine phosphatase 4A2
Exons: 6
Coding region: 850-1347 (165 amino acids)
Biological process (GO): protein dephosphorylation
Cellular component (GO): nucleus
Molecular function (GO): protein tyrosine phosphatase activity
Source: RefSeq, a predicted model, not a curated record